Cordyceps militaris CM01 is the source of this 693-nucleotide messenger RNA. Its product is annotated as TRAPP complex subunit (Bet5), putative. The record is from RefSeq and is a predicted model, not a curated record. Lineage: Eukaryota; Fungi; Ascomycota; Sordariomycetes; Hypocreales; Cordycipitaceae. Gene Ontology annotation, cellular component: TRAPP complex. The transcript has 3 exons. Gene Ontology annotation, biological process: endoplasmic reticulum to Golgi vesicle-mediated transport. Bases 1 to 693 code for a protein of 230 amino acids.
AUGCGACCACCACCCAUCUUCCACCCCGAAUCCACGACCAACGAUUGCAUCUACACCUCGCGUUCGAGCCCCACGAUCACCGAAUACCGCGCCGCCGGCCCGGCGCCCCCCCUCCCCCAUCAUGACCAUCUACUCCAUCUACAUCUUCGACCGCCACAGUACGCAGACCCUACCGGCGCCGGCUCCUGGGCCGUUCCCCCCCCAUCACCAUGGCCGCAGACGACUAACGCGCACCUCUUCUCUCUCCUAGCCGAAUGCAUAUACUCCAAGUCGUGGCUGCCCGCCUCUGUCACCCGCCCAAAUUCCAGUACGGGCGGCCCGGCCAUGACAGCGCCAGCCCCCGCGCCCGGGCAGGCCUCCGCGUCUGACAACGCCAAGCUCAUCUUCGGCACCGUAUUCUCCCUCCGCAACAUGGCCCGGAAACUCGGCGGCGACGACGACUCCUUCAUAAGCUUCCGCACCGGCCAGUACAAGAUGCACUACUACGAGACACCUGCCAACCUGCGCUUCGUUCUCCUGACGGACACGGCAGCGCCGAGCAUGCGCAACGUGCUGCACCAAAUAUACAUUAAUCUCUGGGUUGAAUACGUUGUCAAGAACCCCCUGUCGCCGGUAGAGCACAAGGGUGGUGACGGUGUAGAGAAUGAGCUGUUCGAGCUUGGGCUCGACCAAUUCAUUCGCGGGUUACUGUGA